Olea europaea var. sylvestris is the source of this 2853-nucleotide messenger RNA. RefSeq lists its product as uncharacterized. The record is from RefSeq and is a predicted model, not a curated record. The coding region runs from base 1057 to 2532 and encodes 491 amino acids. Lineage: Eukaryota; Viridiplantae; Streptophyta; Magnoliopsida; Lamiales; Oleaceae. The transcript is spliced from 5 exons. Gene Ontology annotation, molecular function: ubiquitin protein ligase activity.
UUAUGUUUUUGUGUGAAUUUUAUUCUUGUGAAGUAUUUCAUAAUAUUUAUUUAUUUUUAUUUCGAUGCGCGCAGUGUGUUUGUUUCUUAUUCAAGAGAGUGAAUCGUGAUGACCUACUUCUGAUAAAAGUGUUGCUUAAUGAAUAAAAAGUGUGAAAAAAUCAAAUGAGAUUGAGUACAACUUUUCUUUGCUUAAUAAAUGAAAAAGAAAACUAAAAACUUGCCUCCAAAGAGGCUGAAUAUUUUGAAGUUAUUUCCUGUGACUAUACAAUCCUUUUGUUUCUCAUCUUUAGAGACUAUGUAGUUAUGUUCUUGACGACCAUGAACGAUUAAUCGUAAAUUUGUACAUAAAUUUCCACUUUAGAGACUAUAAAUUGUUUUUUCCCCUCAUAUAUAUGGUCUGAGAAAUUGAUUUCAGUGUGCUUUUAAUCAUAGAUAUGUGUAUUGACUUCUACUAUGUAUCGAUGAGUGUUUAAAAUUUAGUUUUUGGCAUAGUGUACAGAAUAGUGUAUGAACAGAUAUUAUAUUGGAUUAUCAGUAAGUUUUUUUGUGCUUCACAAUGAUAUAUGCAUACUUGUUUUAUUAAUUUAUUAUUAUUUCAAUAAUUUGUGGACAUAAAUGAGAAAAACUUGUUUUAUUGUGGUCAAGAAUAUUGUCGUUAAAUGGUUUUAAGCUAUUGAAACUUUGUAAGUCAUCCGGCUUCAGUAUCAUGCAUAUCUAUGUGAUUCACUUUUACUCUUUGGGUUUAAGCUUCAUUGAAUCCUUACUUUGAGUUAAUUUUUUUGGUUGCUCACAUAUUACAUUAACUUUAUGCGUCGCAUCAUUUUAUUGAUUUAGAGAUCACUAAUAAUAUUAUAAAAAAUUAUGUUGUCAUUUUGUCUAAAAUUUUGCAAUCUCCAUCAUCUAAUCAUUAUUUUUGGUAUUCAAGGAAAAACGCAUAAAAAUAUAUCUCAUAACUACAUCGUGUUAUCUCUUCUUAACGAAGGCUUAUAUUAAGUCUUUGAAAGCUCAAGUGUAUGAUUGUUAAUACAGGAAUAAAGGGUGUAUAUAACCAUCCAUGGAUGCAAACUCGGGUAAAAGAGCUGCAGGCAGAGUUAUUUCACCUAGAAAGAGAUCCAGUGUCAACUUGAAAGAUAGAACCAGUGAUAGGGAUCAAAAUGCUCAGUUCUGUAAUCGAAUAGGAUGUAGUGGCAGAAUUAAGUACAGUCAGAAUUCCAAAAUUGGAAUCCUGGAUAAAGCUAAAUGUGCUAAACCUUCUAUGGAAAAUGGAAAGGAGAUAACCAGAAAUACAUCUACCACCUUUUCUAUGAUGACCAGUUCGAAAAAAUCAUAUAUUGAUCUGAAGUCUUCUCGUGUGGAAUUUGAUUCGUCAGAAAGCAGUGUUUCGAGUAAAUCAGAAAUAGGGAGUUCUAGUGUGUCAUCAAACAUUAGAUCUCGAAAAGUAUUUCAUUGUAAGUCAGGGUCAUGCAACCAAAACACACUGCCAACUUCCUCUGUCCUGUCGGUACCGAACAGCUCUGGCCUUAGGGCAUGUAAUAGUGGUAACGGAAGCAGGUGCAGUUUGAGAAAUCUGAAAUGCAAUUCAACAUCUGAUGUUGUUCCACGAAGUUGCUCGUCAUCUGAAUCACAGUCUAGUAGGAAGGAUGUGGUGAAAAAGAGAAGUUCAGAAGGGGGAAGUAGUUCAUCUUCUGGAUGGAAGAAAACAAAUAGAGCAGUAUCCUUUAAUGGACGUGUCUUGCGUUCAACUAAUGGCAUCUCUAUAUCUGAUUCAAGACGUGGCAGUUGGACUCCUCGAGAGGAUGCGAGUGAUGCUGCAUCUGUUAGGACUCAGAGGCUAAUCAAUGGAAGUACAAGGACGAGGCUUUCUAGUCAACAUAUUGGAAAUGUUUCCCGAUUUCCUCAACCUGAAAGACCUAUUGAGGUUGAGGACCAUGGUUCAUCAAGUGGUCAGAGUUCUUACAGCCUUUCCAGCAGUAGUGGUGAUAAUCUGUCCAGUUUAAUGCCUUCCUCCUAUAUGGGACUUGACACUACUAGUUUAGUGCAUGAUGCAUUGCAACGACGUGACAUGGAUGGAAUUGCCGAGAUAUUACUAGCACUUGAGAGGAUUGGACAAGACGAACCGCUGACCCGUGAGCAAGUACUUGCCUUUGAGACCAGUUUAAUCAUUAGCGGCCUCAACCUAUAUGACCAGCAUCGCGACAUGAGACUGGAUAUUGACAACAUGUCAUAUGAGGAAUUACUAGCUCUUGAGGAGUGUAUCGGUACGGUGAGCACGGCAGUAUCAGAAGAGGAAUUGUCGAAAUGCCUCGUGAGAAGCAUCUAUCAUGUUAGCCUCUCGGACAAAAAAAUCAUGGGAUCAAGCGAGGAUCUAGACGACCUCAAAUGCAGUAUUUGUCAGGAGGAGUAUGUAUUAGGAGACCAGAUCGGGAAGUUGGUGGAAUGCCAGCACCGGUACCAUGCAACGUGCGUACAGCACUGGCUGCAGCUGAAGAAUUGGUGCCCCAUUUGCAAAGCUUCAGCAGUGUCAUCUUAGUCGUCAUCUUUGUCAACAAUCAAGACUAGAUGUCGGGGAUGGGAUGAUUCAUCGUGUAUAAAAUGCAUUUGUUGAACAAUCUCUCACUUAUUUUGCUCCUUUUCCAGCCAAAUCUUAGCAAAUCAAUAAUCCUCGGAUAGGCUGUUUGGUGAAAACUGUACAUCAUACUCACUAACUGCCUUCUGAAAAUUUACUUGUUAGUGUGUUUCAGUAAUUCCAGCCCUUCCGAGUAGAUUUCUUAUUUAUAUUUACUUGUUUUUUGUUUUUAGUACUGCUAUGUGAAAGUUUGUUUCAAGUUCUGAAUACAUAUUUUAUGAUCCA